Rhea pennata is the source of this 452-nucleotide messenger RNA. RefSeq names its product cholecystokinin (gene CCK). Gene Ontology annotation, biological process: digestion. The transcript is spliced from 3 exons. The record is from RefSeq and is a predicted model, not a curated record. Gene Ontology annotation, cellular component: axon; extracellular region. Gene Ontology annotation, molecular function: neuropeptide hormone activity. Bases 24 to 416 code for a protein of 130 amino acids. NCBI's taxonomy places the organism in Eukaryota, Metazoa, Chordata, Aves, Rheiformes, Rheidae.
CGGCGGCGGCGCGGCGGGCAGCAAUGUACAGUGGUGUAUGCAUCUGCGUGUUCCUUGCUGUGCUCUCAGCGAGCUCUUUCGGACAGCAGACUGCGGGCUCGCACAAUGGGAAUCCACUGGCUGCCGAGCUUGAACAGAGCUUGACAGAACGGCACCAGCAGGUCCGUUCCCCUUCAUCUGCCGGCCCGCUGAAACCUGUCCCACGGCUGGAUGGAAGCAUUGACCAAAGAGCUAACAUCGGUGCUUUGUUGGCCAAGUAUCUCCAGCAAGCCAGAAAAGGUCCUGCUGGAAGGAUCUCUGUUAUGGGAAACAGGGUACAGAGCAUUGAUCCUACACACAGGAUAAAUGACAGGGACUACAUGGGCUGGAUGGAUUUUGGACGCCGCAGUGCUGAAGAAUAUGAGUACUCCUCCUAAAGAACCACAAACUAUAGCAACAGGAAAAAAUAAUCA